UUCUGCGCCAACUUGUCCAUGCCUCGUCUUCCUCUCAAAACAAACACAAACAACUGCAAUACCCCUUCCAACAAGUCUUUACCUCUCUUCUCAGAAGGAAUUCUUCGUUUUUCUCUUCUUCUCCACACUGCUUGUUUACCCCCUUUACUGCUUAAUAGCUCUGUUAUCACACCAUGGGCGAAACCGGAGCUGCAACCUACGGCAGCAGCGCAGGUAGCGGCGUCGAUAAAGGCAAAGGCAAAGCAGUGGACAACCACCUGGCUGAUGAUAUCAGCAUGGGUGAGGAUGAGGAGAGCUCUUCCGAUGAGAGCACGGCUGAUUUGACCGUCGAUGAAGACGAAGAGGAUGUAGGACAAGACAACCUCGAACCCAUAUCCGCCGAGAACAUCAUCGGCGAUGGCCGACGCACCCGUGGCAAAACGAUUGAUUUCGCAGCCGCCGCGAAAAAAGCGGAAGAGGACGGUGAGCCGAUUGGCGAGGACGAUGAUGACGACGAUGGAGAUUUCGAGGCUCACGAUGAUAGCAACAUCCGCGAUGAUGUCGAUAUGAUGAAAGACUGAAAAUAGAAAGAAAAUGAUAACUAUAGAUAGUUGUGAAUGAAAAUGGAGAAAGAAAAAAAAAUAGUCAAAGCAAUAAGGGGAAGCAAAAGGACCAUCUGAUUAGGUUUGUUUAAUAAUGAUUCAAUGAAUGAAAUACAAUCAAAAUACAAUAAAUAAAUAAAUAAAUAAAUAAGAAGAAAGACUUGUGUGCUCAUUUU
This is a messenger RNA of Histoplasma capsulatum G186AR, 757 nucleotides long. RefSeq lists its product as uncharacterized. Lineage: Eukaryota; Fungi; Ascomycota; Eurotiomycetes; Onygenales; Ajellomycetaceae. The transcript is spliced from 3 exons. The record is from RefSeq and is a predicted model, not a curated record. The coding region runs from base 174 to 560 and encodes 128 amino acids.